AUGGAUUUGCAGUUUCCGCACUGGUUCGAAGAUGACGAUGCCGAGAGACCGAGAUGGGACAUGGAUAAGCUUACGCAGAGCUGGCGUCAACGCAGUCGGCCCUCACAAGAAGCUUCCAACGGACAGUCGAUUGACGAACAGUUCUGUGGGGCACUCGACGACUGGGCCUCCCAGGAGACGUCGAUGAAUGUUGGCAUCUCCUUACGCAGCAGUUGCACGAGCAGGCCCUCAGAUUAUUUGCACGUGAACCUCAGGAUUUUCGUCCAUGGCCUCAAGCAGCAGACGCGCAAGCAGCGCCCUACGAUCGUACCGCUCUUGAGCAGGAGUGCCAGGGAUUUGUUCGGCAACUCCGUGGACUUCGACGCCGCCGCCGGCUUGGGCGCCGACGCCAGCGGUCUCGCGCCUGACGCGGAGCUCGCGCUCUCGCAGGGUACCGCUGCGAUUGAGGAUAUGCAGGCAGUCAGGGUCCCCAAGGGCAACGGGAAGCUUAAGUGCCAGGCGGAGCGCGUGAUCCACCCCCUCGACACCAUAGAUGACAGCGCCCGCAUCGGAGUGCUCGGCCGCGACCGCCCUGAUCUUGAAGCGGCGCGCAAGAUUCAGCUCUGGGACGAUGGUCUCACGAGAUACGCGCAGAACAGUACCGAGCUUGCCCAGGGCGUAGCCCGCUUGGAGAUGAGGCCAGAGGACAGCUCACUGAACACGCGGCUCCCGAAGAUGGAGUUGACGCAGGCGCAGCUGGCGGCGAGGGCUUCGGAGGGGCCCGAAUCGAAGAAAGGGCGAGCAGGAGGGGCACGAGACCAGACGCAGGUGCACCAGCGGCCAGCGGCGCACGCGGCCAAGGCGGCGGCGGGGCUCGAUUUGCAGGGGCAGAGGACUCAGGGCGCCCUGACGACGGCGGCGCUGGCGCCGCCCGAUCACCCACAGUUGCUGGUCGCGCAGGAAGGAGGGCGAAAGUUCAACGAGGCGAAGGAAGCGGCGAAGGCGGCGGGAAACCAGAAUGCGCUGCAGGAUUUGAAGUGGGCGCACUUGCAGAUCUGGAUCGCCCUCUGCCCGGCCGCGACGGGCGACCCGAAGAUUCCCGACGAAAAAUGGCCGUCCACGUCGGAGCGGCAGGGGAGCCUGCUGUGCCCGCCGCGGAAGCCGAGGCAGCUGCGCACGACGGCUGUGCUGCUGCAGGGAGAGCGCCCCCCGACCGAGCGCUGGGAAGAGGCAAGCACGCCCGGUGCCGCGGCAGAGCCGGGGGGCGCCGCCCCGCUGGAGGAGGCCGCGGCUUUAGAGGAGCCCGCCACCGGGCAGGCCGCCGCCGCGGAGGAACCCGCCCCCGGGCAGGCCGCCGCGGCGACCAGGAUCCAGAGCGUGCAGCGCGGCAAGGUCGCGCGGCGGCAGGCGGCGGAGCGGAGGGCCGCGCGCGAACGGGAGGGGGCCGCAGCUGCAGCUGCGGCGGAGCCGGCGGAGCCGGAGGUUGCUGUGGCCGAAGGGGGCCCGGAGCAGCCCGCGCCCACGGGGGCGGAGGGGGCCGACCCCACGGAGGGCGCCGCGAGCGGGGCGACGGCGCCCGCCGCGGAGGAGGGAGGCGCCGACACCGCCCCGCCUCAAGGCGAGGAGGCCGGUGCGGGCGAGGUCGCCGCGGCUGGCGGCGGCGAGGCAGCGGGGCCGGCCGCGGCGGAGCCCGCCGCCGAGGGGCAGUGA
This is a messenger RNA of Prorocentrum cordatum, 1689 nucleotides long. The record is from the annotation of a GenBank genome assembly. NCBI's taxonomy places the organism in Eukaryota, Dinophyceae, Prorocentrales, Prorocentraceae.